GGUACUAAAACCAAUUGGAUAGCUUAUUUUCAGCUAUUUUUCGGAUACUUUCUAAACAGAAAUAGCUAUUUUUUCCUCAAAAAAAGUUGGCAACACUGAUUUUUAAUGUGCUCUCAAACAUGUUUAUACAGUUCCUUAAGUUGCUUUAAAUGAAAGCAAGUUACUUCAAACCACCUUUUUAAACACUGCUGUAAUUCGCUUUAUUGCUAACAUUAAUCGCUUUAAAAUGUACCACAAUAACAGCUGUUUGUCAAAUAUGUACAACUACUAAUAGACAUUAAGAACAUCGAUGUUUCAAACAUUUAAUUAAAGAGAAAAUCAUUUCGCAACUAAAGGCACUUCACAGAUAUAUUGUACGAAAACCCGAUUUUAGUUAAAUCAGGUUAAGCUGGUCUAUAAACAUGGUAAUACUGACAGUACAACAGAUUGCAGAACUAUGUUACAACAAGUUCCGCGACUUACCAAAAACAGGGAAACCAACAAACAGUCAAUGGACAGUAUUAGCCGGUAUAGUACAAUACGAUAGACGAUCACAAACUAGUAAGGUGGUAUCCCUUGCUACAGGAACCAAGUGCAUUGGUCGUAGUAGACUAUGUAAAAAUGGAUUCGUUUUGAAUGAUUCCCAUGCUGAGGUGCUGGCGCGACGAGGUUUUCUUCGAUAUUUAUAUCAUGAGUUGUUAGAGGCAGCCACAAGGAACCAACAAGAUAAAGAGGAUGCCAUCUUUAGUUGGGAUCCCGAAUCGGGUUGUUUUGUGCUUAAUAAGCACUUGGACUUUCACUUCCUUAGCACGCAAACACCUUGCGGAGAUGCGUGCAUUCAGGAAGAAGCAGACGAAUCGCUGCCAAAGAGACAGCGACUGUGUCAAGACGAGCAUGAAGAUGCAUCUGAAGCUGGCUUACCAUUAAUUUCCAGCAAUGCAGUUUAUACCGGCGCCAAAUUGAUAAACCGGAAUGAUAUGUCUCUGGAUGAUAUGCUACAAACACCGAUGGCACUCUGCGCACACUAA
Messenger RNA from Drosophila innubila, 1007 nucleotides. It is a transcript of the gene Adat1, whose product is annotated as tRNA-specific adenosine deaminase 1. Gene Ontology annotation, molecular function: RNA binding; adenosine deaminase activity. The coding region runs from base 402 to 1007 and encodes 201 amino acids. The transcript has 2 exons. The record is from RefSeq and is a predicted model, not a curated record. Gene Ontology annotation, biological process: RNA processing. Lineage: Eukaryota; Metazoa; Arthropoda; Insecta; Diptera; Drosophilidae.